AUGCUAACUAACUGUAAAAUAAACAACUUCAAAAUAAACGCCCAGAUAGGAUCUGGUGCGUUUGGAUUGGUGUUUCACACUUUUGACACCAUAACACACCGUGAAUAUGCUAUAAAGGCUGUGAUGAAAAAAUCUCAGCAAUCCAAUAACAGUGAUAACGUGGAUCCUUCCAUCAAGAAGAGUACGAUACUGGAAACUCAACUAUAUCACUUCUUUAAGACAUACCAAGAUACACUAUAUCUACCUUCUGUGGACUUGGAUUCUAUUAGCAAUCUAACGGAUAAACAACUGGAGAGUAUCCCACAUUAUAGGGAGAUCGCUCUUCAUUUGAAAGUUCAUUACCACUCAAAUAUCGUUACUAUUCAUCAAGUUUUAGAAUCACCAAUCGCCACUUUCAUCGUCAUGGACUAUUACCCAAUCGAUUUAUUCACCUCCAUCGUGGAUUGCAAACAUUUCACUGAAGAUGGGUUGCUUAUCAAAAAGGUAUUCCUACAACUUUGUUCUGCCUUGAACUAUUGUCAUGAACGAGGCAUAUACCAUUGUGAUAUUAAACCAGAAAAUAUCCUCCUAGAUAUGUUCGAUAAUAUAUAUCUAUGUGAUUUUGGUUUGGCUACCACUUCUCCAUAUUUGGCCCCAAAUACAUGCGUAGGCAGCUCAUAUUAUAUGGCUCCAGAGAGAGUCUUAUGUAAGGACUAUGAUAAUGAAUCUAAAUUCCCUACAACCACCGGUGAUAUAUGGUCCCUAGGUAUCAUCUUGAUUAACUUAACAUGUGUUAGAAACCCAUGGUUGAAAGCUCAUCAAGUGGAAGAUAAUACAUUCCGUCAUUUUGUGGAGGACUCCACUGUAUUACAAAAACUUCUACCAAUUUCAAACGACUUAUAUUUUCUAUUGAGUAGAAUUUUGAGAAUGAACCCCUUUGAAAGGAUAAACUUGAACGAUUUGAUGAAGGAAGUGGAAGAUAUUAUUUCCUUCACAUUGGAAGGUUCAUUAGCAAACGUGCCUAGAAUUUCAAAUAAUAACAUCACUGAUAAGAUGAUCAAUCCACUAUCCUUAAAAGCUUUAUUAAAUAAUUAUAAUGACGAACUCUCUGAAGAAGAUUCAAACGACCAAUACACAAGAAGUUCCAUAAGAUCCUUUAGCUCAUCUCCGGAAGAUACACCAUAUCAUUCAGGUGCCGAUGAUUCGAUACCGUCAUCCCAAUCCAAAUCAUUGUAUCUUCAACCAAAUCUAUCUAGCACAACAGCAUACUCCACAGGUGGAUGGCUGCCUGCCUAUUAA
Naumovozyma castellii is the source of this 1278-nucleotide messenger RNA. It is a transcript of the gene SKS1, whose product is annotated as putative serine/threonine protein kinase SKS1. The transcript has a single exon. NCBI's taxonomy places the organism in Eukaryota, Fungi, Ascomycota, Saccharomycetes, Saccharomycetales, Saccharomycetaceae. The coding region runs from base 1 to 1278 and encodes 425 amino acids. The record is from RefSeq and is a predicted model, not a curated record.